GGAGUUCCGCGAAGGUAUCAGCCAACUUCAUUCAGUUGGUGGCACUCUCUUGUUGUAAUGUAAAUUUCGCGGAGCUAAAAGCUUUUGCCUUACGAUGCGCGGUCGGAUUUAUUUUCGCAUGCCGAAGCUUUCGCUUUCGUGACCACGACACCUAGAGCACAACCGACCGCCGGCACACGGAAACCGUUCGUUGGCUGCUGAUGCUAGCUAGCUCCAUUGUUGUUAGCAUAUUAGCUGCCAUUGAAACCGCCCGCAAACAGUCAAACAUGACUUCAGCUUCCACAAAAGUUGGAGAAAUCUUCUCAGCAGCCGGCGCUGCUUUCAGUCGACUGGGAGAACUCACCAUGCAGCUUCACCCUAUGGCCGAGGCCAACCCCACUAGCGCACACACUAAGAGUCCGGUCAAGCGCAAGCAUGAAGACAAUGCUCGAUGCAGCUCCUCCGAAGGUAUCCCGCCCAAGACCACCACCACCACCAAAAAAUCUGCUGUGACAUCGCCCGGAACCGGCGGCACCGCCGCUGCUGCCCAGCCCGGCAUGCAAGUCAACCACCCCACCACCAAGAAGCGGAAGGCCUCGGAUGUUACCCUGAGCGCCCUCAACGACUCGGAUGUCAACAGCGACCUGGUGGACAUUGAGGGACUGGGACAAGCGUCCCCAUCCAAAAAGCUCAAUUUUGAUCAAGAUACGUUGAACCUGGACUCAAACCUCAUCAUGAACUCCAAUGACCUUCCUCUGCUGUCACGCUGAAGUCAUCACAGAAAGUGUGGCGCCAUCUGACACACGCAUUGUAUCAUAUUACACACGCCAGAUUGCGUUGAAACUUCCACAGUGUUUUGGGAAUAAAAGAUCAAACUAUUCUUACGGCUGGAACAACA
Syngnathus typhle (broad-nosed pipefish) is the source of this 877-nucleotide messenger RNA. RefSeq lists its product as uncharacterized. The coding region runs from base 201 to 749 and encodes 182 amino acids. The record is from RefSeq and is a predicted model, not a curated record. The transcript is spliced from 5 exons. Gene Ontology annotation, cellular component: MLL1 complex; NURF complex. NCBI's taxonomy places the organism in Eukaryota, Metazoa, Chordata, Actinopteri, Syngnathiformes, Syngnathidae.